Messenger RNA from Polychytrium aggregatum, 1705 nucleotides. RefSeq lists its product as uncharacterized. NCBI's taxonomy places the organism in Eukaryota, Fungi, Chytridiomycota, Chytridiomycetes, Polychytriales. Gene Ontology annotation, cellular component: nucleus. The coding region runs from base 89 to 1441 and encodes 450 amino acids. The transcript is spliced from 2 exons. The record is from RefSeq and is a predicted model, not a curated record.
AUCCGGUCGUUGCCCACCCCCUUCCCUCCUGCUGGAUCGCAACACCAGCUUGCUUCGCCUGCUUCCCCCACCAGCCCAUGCUGCCGUGAUGGAGUCGCUCCCGCCCCUGUCAUCGAUUGUUCCCAGUCUGCCCCGGCAACCGGCAACUCUGUCGGUGACAUCGCCGCCGUAUUCGGCCCGGCACAGUAUGCCGCCUGCCACCCAUCCCCAGGUCCCGCCCCAGGCCCAACCCAGCUCGAUAUCGCUCCCCUCCAUCUUUGGUCGGGACCAGGCUCUGCCGGCCCCAUCUCAACAGUCGCACCCGCCUCAGCAAUCACAGCCUUUGCACCCGUCUCAGCACCCUCGUCCUCCUCAUCCUGCCUCGCAAGUCUCCCCUCCUGUCCCUGCGUCCCGGCCGCUGACCACUCUCGGCCAUGGCCAUCUCCAGCCGCCUCAGCCCCCCCGUCGAUCGCCCGAGUACCCUUCGUCGCAGUACCACCCCCAACAGGACCUGCUCAAGCGAAAGUACGAGCUCGACUCGCCGCAUGGCGACCCCCAGCAUCUCCCGGCGCACUGGGAUUCUGCCAAACGCUUCAAGCACACUGUGCCUGCACACCCUCCAUCGACACAGAGGCUGUCACCCCCUUCGCCACGCAAUCGCCAGCCCGCCCCGCAGCCCUCGUCGGUUUCCAACCGAGACUUUACGGGUGCCUAUCCGGGAUCUACUUCCGCGGUCCACGCAAAGCAGCUACCGCCUGGCCAGCCCGGAAUCGGCCGCCCCAUAGACCACCCGGGCCAUUCUCAUCCGCAGCCUCCACAAGCCUCUAUCGAACGCCGGCGCCCGUCGAUGCCCAUCUUGCCUCCACCGGGUGGGUCUCGCUCGCUGCCGCUCUCGCCGUCACCGACGCUGCCCAUCCGAUCCAGAUCCAUGUCUCUUUCUGAGCCCAGACCCAGACCCGGCAUCGGCAUGCCUGGCGCUUCGUUCUUGGGCGGCCAUGCGAACCAGCUGCCCCUCUCUGCCUCGGGCUUUGCCGAUGGCCGUCGACUGGAUCUGCCCUAUUCCCACGGACACCGCAAUCGCCCUGGACCCCAAUCCCAGCUGCUGUCCCCUGAUUCUCGCACGCCGUUCGAUGUCGGCCCUGGCGGGGCCCCUCGGAUGUAUCCGCCACCUCCACCGCCGCCGCCGCCGCCGCCGCCUCCACAUCUGUUGCAUGCCAGAGGCUUUGAUGCAGCGCUCCGCAAGCCCAAGAUAGCCGAGCCACCCCAGUUCAACUGCCACGUUUGCAACCGCCAGUUCACGCGUCGCUGGAACCGGGAUCAGCACUUGAAGAUCCACGAUGCCGGCCGCGAGAAGCAGUUCUGGUGCCGGCCAUGCGGCGCAUCGUUCUUCAGGCUGGCCGACCUCAACCGCCAUGUCAACAACCACUCCAUAUCCCAACUCUUGCACAAGCACCAACGGUAGCCAAGCAAGGCCGUCCGUGCGGCAACGGCCGCUCUCUCCCUCCCCUCUUGCCCACUUGCCCUAACUGUCGGUGGUGGUGAUGGUGGUGAUGGUGGUGGUGAUGGCCUUGUCUCUGCUUCAGCUGGCUGUGCAGAUCGUGGGUCCUUGGGUCUUGGGUCUGGGCAAUGAGCAUGGGCCUGGGAUGUCUCAUACCCGUGCCGCCCUGCACGAUCGUCUCCUCCAUCUGGUCAUCUCGGUUUCUCUGAUUGCACGUUUCCCAUACGC